ACUACGUGCGCGUUCCCGCUGUGUAGCGACAAGAUGGCGGUCGCCGCCGGAUCAGGUAAAUGUAAGAGAAAUAAAUCACAAUGUUAAGCUGCCGUUGGGGAAUGGGUUAUCUUUAUAUUAAUCACACAAUUUUGAUGUCGAGCUAUUACGUUGUUUUUCCACGCGCCCGAUAAAUAGAGAGACAGAAGCGUGAAGCUCGAAUCUGUGAGGAGAAUGAAUAGGGAGCGUUACCAACGGCUAAGCUAGCGUAAGUGAAGUUAGAUCACCGAGGUGCAGCCUAACUGCUUAUAACGGGAUUUCAGGAUCCGUUAUAUCACAGGAAUCAUCCUCUAUCUCUCAUCUUCCUUUAUAGUUUGUGGAUGUCAUUGUUUUCGUUUAGUAACGUCAUUUAGCACGGUUAUAGUUCGGUAACCAUGACACUGUAUCACCAUCAUCAUCCAACUGUACAUGUGGAGUUUCAGCCCAUCUCAGACAUGUAUUUGCACCAUCCGUGUAAACAUAUGCCACAACCUGAGCUCAAGCAUCAGACGUUAAUUGAAUCUGUUGAUGCAUAAAUAAUCAGCCUUUGUGCUCCAGUAAUUUCAGCCGGAGGAACAUCAACAAUGACGAUCGUCUUCUCAGACCUCCAGUCAGUCAUGUAAACAUGAUCCAUGUUGAGGUCUGGAUCUUCAGAUGUAGGUGACAUGAGCUGAACUGCAGAAGCACCAGCUUGGUCGUGUUCUUGUUGUAGUUUGGAUGGAUCAGUUAGCAGUACUGCACCAUCAUAUCUCACUGCAGAGGCCAAGGGAUGCACUAUUAUCCAAGCCAGAUGCUAAAAUAGAGGAUGUCAAUAGCAUUGAUUCAUCACUGAUCGGACAUCAAAUUCAAGUCAACGAAGGCAGUCCUCAUUUCCUAUUAAACUGUGUUCCUGGGUGAGUCAUACCAUGACGUGAAAUUUCUGCAAGUCAUUGCUCUUGCAGGAGUUCCUGCAAAUUGAGUUUUGUUAUCUGUCAAACAUAAAUUGAUCAGGAUCUGGGAGGACCACAUACCAAUCUUGCAAGGGGUGCAUGUGUUGGCUUUACAGACUGGCUUUGAUUUGUGUCUGUCCACCAACAGGCGUUACAGUUCCUCGCAAUUUCCGGCUCCUGGAAGAGCUGGAGGAAGGCCAGAAAGGUGUAGGGGAUGGAACAGUAAGCUGGGGUCUAGAGGAUGACGAGGACAUGACCUUAACACGAUGGAGAGGAGUGAUCCUCGGCCCUCCGAGAGUGAGUGAUGCCCGCGCUUAACUCAACAAUACACUGAAUCAACCAGAAAAAAACAACAUGUAGGUAGUCAAGAGGUCCAAAGAGGGUCAUGUUCAGGCACCAGUUUAACACUGCUGUUGAUGAAGACCCUCCCUAAGUCAAGACAGUCAACUGGCAGAUGUAGAGACUAAGUUCUGAUUGUGAAAUUAAGGUAGAAUCAUAAAGCUACAGGAAGCAACAGGUUGUAUAUCAGAUUACACAGUUCCUGAAAGAGUAGAGAUGAUCCUUUCAGUUUAAUGUAGGAAGUGACCUCUGUUAUUUCUUGAACACUCUCUAAAUGUGUUGCAGAUCGAAUGCGUCUGUAUAACAAGAAUAGAAAUCCCAGUACCUCUUGAACCUAGUUCGUAUUUUUAUGUUAGCAGACAUAUGUAUGAGUUAUUUCCUCCCUAUGAUUUCAUGUUGAAUCCUGCAAACGCUGUCUAAUGUUGAUGUUUGUGUGCAAACCACUAAACCCCUCCCGCCUCUCUCUGUCUACAGACAAGCUAUGAAAACAGGAUGUACAAUCUGAAGGUUGAAUGUGGGCCAGAAUACCCAGAUUCACCUCCGUUUGUCAAAUUCGUGACGAAGAUAAACUUGAAUGGCGUUCACACCUCUAACGGUGUGGUAUGUAACACUUACAAACCCCUUGUUAUUAUCACAGCUUGUUAAAUGCGGUUUGGAUGCUUAAGCUAUCAGCAGUGUGUCGAUUUAAAUACCUUAGAUCCUAAAAUCAUGGCUUUAAUAUAAGAGAGGACGCCAUUUACUGUCGUAAACAUUCAAUAUUAAGAGUAAUUGUAUAUUGAAGCCCAACAGCGUCCUACCUAGACUAGUACUUUGUCCAUGUCUUAACUUCAUGUCCAUCUGUGUGAUACAGGUUGACAUGCAUGCGGUGACUGCACUGGCCAAGUGGCAGAACUCCUACAGUAUCCAGAUGGUGCUGCUGGAGCUGCGACGGCUCAUGACCUGCAAGGAAAACAUGAAGCUGCCUCAGCCACCUGAGGGCCAGAUCUACUCCAACUGAGCCCCUGCUACUUUUGACUCCAUCUUUUUCUCUCUCUCUCUCUCUCCUUCCCUCCCUUCUGCCCCCCAAACUCCUCUGUUUCCCCCUCUAUCCCCAUCCUGAGCCAUGUGACAUUCCACCUCCUGCAGACACCUUGGCUGAGCAGACACACACACACACAAGAGAAGACGACUGAGUAUACAUUAACAGAUACAUGCAGACACACACAGGUAUGCACAUACACACAGUUAUCUGAAAACACACUUAUUGAGCAUUCAUGAGAGUCAUUCCAGGCACUGGCCCCCUCCCCCCUCCCAUCACUGGAGCUCUGGGUGGACUUGAUGAGACGAGGCAGGCGGAGUCCUCGGUCCACUCCAGACCUGAUCAUUCGAAUACUGUACAUGUUACUAAUCUUUUUUUAUUAUUAUUAUUAUUUGUUAAAAAUGCAGAUUGUACAAUAACAUAAAUAAUCUUAUUGAGUGUACCUCUUUGUGUGUUGCCUUUUUAUAACAUUGAAAAUGGCCACCUUGAGAAAUUGUUGCCCAAACGUGAAAUUGUCGUUGGAUAAAAGGAUACUCCUCAUACUUCAAGGUGUACAUUAUGAAGUCAUGUACAAGGAACACAUUUAACUUAUUCCUAGUAUGUGUUGUGGCCGGAUCUCUGAUGAAACAGUUUGUGACAUGGGCUCACACUGAAUCCUUUCUCUCUAAGCAGUCCCAGUAGAUGCUUUAUUGCUGCUUAUAAACUUGCCAGGGAGUGAUCACCUCAGUCGCGUAUGGCUCUUUUUCUCUUCUGUGUACAAGUUGUCCAAAGUGAACAUUAUACCCUGUAUCCCAACCUCUUUGUAUCAGAUCUGAACAUGCAUCGUAGCAUAGACUGCAAAUCUACUGAAGGUCUGUAGAAGUCCCAGACAAACCGUGCUUGAAUAUAGACGUGAAAUCAGCUACCUCUUUUGGUCCUGUGUAAGCAGUUAUCUGACUUGUAAAUCUGUCGUUUGCUAUUCUAUGUGACAAUUUGACUUUUUCUGCUUCUUCAUAAAUUUAAAUUCAUUCA
Xyrichtys novacula (pearly razorfish) is the source of this 3315-nucleotide messenger RNA. The record is from the annotation of a GenBank genome assembly. Lineage: Eukaryota; Metazoa; Chordata; Actinopteri; Labriformes; Labridae.